Aspergillus heteromorphus CBS 117.55 is the source of this 1962-nucleotide messenger RNA. RefSeq names its product putative NADPH oxidase (NoxA). Gene Ontology annotation, molecular function: superoxide-generating NAD(P)H oxidase activity. The record is from RefSeq and is a predicted model, not a curated record. Gene Ontology annotation, cellular component: plasma membrane; NADPH oxidase complex. Lineage: Eukaryota; Fungi; Ascomycota; Eurotiomycetes; Eurotiales; Aspergillaceae. Gene Ontology annotation, biological process: defense response; superoxide anion generation. Bases 97 to 1743 code for a protein of 548 amino acids. The transcript is spliced from 4 exons.
UCCUUUGCUAUCUGGUCAUUGCUGGUCGAUGAUUACCUCUGUGCUUAAAGAGACGCCGGUGGUAUAUGCCUUUGACACUUUCUACUUAUUCUCAUCAUGCGUCCUUGGAGUUCCUACUUUACCGGAUCGAAAAUUUGGUUCUAUGCAUUCUUCUGGGCUUUCCAUAUCCUUAUAUUUGCAGUCGGGUGGUACAUACAGGCCUCAGAUCAAAAGCUUGCAACUCUCAAUGAACUGCAAUAUUCAGUCUGGAUCUCCAGAGGCGCUGGGCUGGUUCUGAGUUGCGAUGCGACCCUUCUGCUGCUGCCCAUGUGCAGGAAUGUCGUCAAGACCAUAAGGCCCCGACUAAAGUGGCUGCCGUUGGACGAGACGGUAUGGUUCCAUCGACAUGUGGCGUACGCCCUGGUUAUCUUCACUGCCAUACACACAGCUGCCCACUACGUCAACUUCUAUAACAUCGAAAAAGACCAUAUCCGACCCGUCAAGGCCGUGCAGAUCCACUACACCGAAGCUGGCGGAAUUACCGGCCAUGUGAUGCUUCUUUGCAUGAUGUUAAUGUACACUACCGCGCACCAGCGAAUCCGACAACAGUCGUUCGAGACUUUCUGGUACACACACCACCUAUUUGUGCCGUUCUUCCUGGCGCUAUACACCCAUGCCACGGGCUGUUUUGUCCGAGACACCGCGCUUCCGAUCUCCCCAUUCGCAGGGGCUCGAUUCUGGAACCACUGCCUGGGGUACGAAGGCUGGAGAUGGGAACUGAUCGGUGGAGGCCUGUACCUCUGCGAAAGACUAUACCGGGAGAUUCGAGCCAGACGCGAGACCGUGAUCACCAAAGUGAUCCGUCAUCCAUACGACGCAAUGGAGAUCCAAUUCCGCAAAGACAGCAUGAAAUACAAAGCCGGCCAAUGGCUCUUCAUCCAAGUCACCGAAGUCUCCAGCAACCAAUGGCACCCAUUCACUAUCACCUCAUGCCCAUUCGACCCGUACGUGAGCGUCCACGUCCGCCAAGUCGGCGACUUCACCCGCGCCCUCGGCGACGCACUGGGCUGCGGACCCGCGCAAGCGCGAGACCUCGAAGGCCUCGACCCACUAGGCAUGUACGAAGUGGCGCUCCAAAACGGGCAAAAGAUGCCGACGCUCCGCGUCGACGGCCCCUACGGCGCGCCCGCCGAAGACGUCUUCGAGAACGAAGUGGCCGUGCUAAUCGGCACCGGCAUCGGGGUGACGCCAUGGGCCUCCAUCCUCAAAAACAUCUGGCAUCUGCGCUCGCGCCCAAACCCGCCGCGCCGGCUCUGCCGCGUCGAGUUCAUCUGGGUCUGCAAGGACACCUCCUCCUUCGAGUGGUUCCAGGCCCUGCUCUCGUCGCUGGAAUCCCAGUCCGCCUCCGAAGCCGCCUACGACGGCAGUGCGGAGUUCCUGCGCAUCCACACCUAUCUCACCCAGCGACUGGACGACGACACCGCCGCGAACAUCUAUCUCAAUUCCGUCGGCCAGGACGUCGAUCCCCUCACCGAACUGAGAAGUCGGACGAAUUUCGGCCGUCCCGACUUCAAGCGUCUGUUCACGGCUAUGCGCGAUGGCCUGCAGGAGCAGACGUACUUGACCGGCUUGCAUGGCAACUCGACGACCCAGAUCGGGGUCUAUUUCUGUGGUCCGAAUGCCGCGGCGAGACAGAUCCGCGAUGCGGCCAUGUCGACGUCUACGAAGGACAUCAGGUUUAAGUUCUGGAAGGAGCACUUCUAAUUUUUUGCAACUAACUGACUGGCUGAGUGAAAUGAUCAGCUACGUGCGUGCGUGCGUGCGCUCGUGCGUGCAUGUAUAUGUGGGAUUCAGGCGAGCGAGAGAGAAAACCACAAAAAUAAUAACCAACCCCUGCUAACUAGUUACGAAUUACUGAUGACUAAUGACCGUGUUCAUGUCUUUCUUUGGAUUUAUGUCAAUCGAUCAGUCGAUCAAUGUACC